CGUACACAGGCACCAUAAAUUACAGCCAACAAAUAGAUCCUACAUCUCUUGUAGUACGGUACUUGAGCUCAGAAAGUUUAUAGAGUUCUCAAGUUUAGACAUGCCUAUCGAAGACGUUGAAAAGAUAGUUCGCAAGGAGCCCAUCGAGAACUACUACGAUGUUGGAAAUGAGCUUGGAAGAGGAAAGUUUGCCAUCGUGAAGAGAUGCACCGAGAAAUCAAGUGGUACCCAAUUUGCUGCUAAAGUACUAAAGAAACGUCGGCGUGGUAGAUCCGUCCGAGAAGAUAUUCUUGUUGAGAUUGACAUAAUGAGACAGGCCAAUGGUAAUGGCAAGCGUCCCAGAAUUAUCAAGCUGUAUGAGGUUUUCGAGAGCUCCCAUGAAUUUCACAUCAUUCUUGAACUGGCUACUGGUGGAGAGUUGUUUCGAGUGAUAGCCAUCGAGCCAUUGGUGGAAGAGAAAGCGAGAGAGGUGGUGUUUCAAAUCCUGGAGGGAGUGGAACAUCUCCACACACUCAACAUUGUGCAUCUGGACUUGAAGCCCGAGAAUAUCCUGCUGUACCGUAAAGGAUCUCUGGACAUUAAGAUUGCCGACUUUGGCCUUUCUGUGCAAGUGAAGGAGGGACAAGAAAUGAAGAACCUCGUGGGAACAGCCGAAUAUGUCUCUCCGGAGAUCUUGAACUUUGAGCCCCUGAGCACGUUCAGUGACAUAUGGAGUAUUGGAGCUCUGACCUAUGCACUGAUGACUGGCUACUCCCCGUUCCAAGGCGAGACUCACCAGGAGACGUUCCUCAACGUGUCCAUGGCUGACUAUGACUUUGAUGAUGAGUUGUUUGAGCAAGUCUCUAAUGAAGCGAAGGAUUUUAUUGAGAAACUGCUGAUACUGCGUCCAAAAAAGAGACUCACAGCUGCUAAGUGUCUACAGCACCCCUGGAUGAAGGCUCGUAGUGCCAACCUGAACAGUUCAACCUCGUCCCUCGAUUCAGCCGUGUGUAUCGACUCCACCUCAUCCAUGGAACCAUCUCCUUCCAGCUCCACCUCCUCCUCAUUUGAACCCGCUCCCUCUACUCCCACGACAACCUCGGCACCGAUCAUGUCCAAACCAGAGGAUGUCAAAAAGCUCAGCCAAAGCCUCACAACAUCUUUAGUCACCGAGAGACACGUAGCUGACUCAAAGCCAAAGAACAAAGACACUCAAAGUGCUCCAAAAGAGAUAGAAAGCUCGUCAAAGAAAGAUGUACAAUCACCUGAAACUUCCAUUCCUGAACUACAAUCUACCAAAGGAGAUGGUGUGCAAGCUCCGCCCAUUUCUCCCCCGUUGAGUACAGGGUCUAGCACUAGCACCCUCCGAGGUGGUGAUUCUUUCGAGAGUAUUCCAACACUCAAAGAAGACACGGGAAAAUCGAAAACAAAAGUGGAUCUGACGGACAGUGGCGCAGAAAAAGAGGUGUCACCGAAAUCUAAAAACGCUGAUAGUACUGAUAGCACAUCUACAAGUUACAAGUACAGUUCGAGAUUCACUAGGGAUUCAAACGCUUCAGAGUCCAAAGUAUUAAGGAAAUCGACAUCUCCGAGCUCGUCUUUUGAUAAGAAGUACAGGUCCUCCAGGAGCACCUCUGAGGAAAAAGAGACUACUCUGUCUGAUGCCAGCAAGCCUAAGCUCGAAUCCAAAGACACUGAAAAAUCAACUAGUGAGAGUAAGUACACACCGCCUGCAGAGAAAGAGUCAACAGCAAAGGCAUAUCGAUACACGCCUAAAUAUACCCCUAGAGAGAGUGGGUCCAGGUCUCCUAGAGAGGACUGCAUCUCACCAACUAAAGCGGAGCAGAGGCCUAGCUCAAGAAACUCACCACUCGAGAUACGCAGUGAAGAGCCUUACAAGAGGAGGAUUGGAUCCAGAACCAGCUCACUCGAGAACACUCAAGAAGAUUCCACCGGCUAUAGGUCGCGAAGAUUUGCAGCUAACAGUGCAAAUAGUUCUACGGAGGACACUAAGUCGAGUUCAGUAGUGGAGAAACAAUUGCCAACGUCUAAAGUGACCAUUACCGAUGUCACUAGCAAGACUGCUUCAACGGAAUGCACUACCAGUCCUCCACUGUCCACUAUGUUGAGCAAGCCCACGACAGAACCAGCCAAGAUCUCACCCACAAAGACGAAACGUACCACUUCCAUGGAGUCAGAUACAGACUACGGCUCUGGUAGCUCACGUUCCAGUUCCCUCGAGACCACCCCCUCCACGAAACAGGAUAACAAGUACGCCCUCGACAGGGUUCCUAUUGGUCGAUCUCGAGAGAGAACCAGUGAGAGUUAUGUCACCAAGUCAUCCACCUUGGAGCGACCGUACAAGACCAGUUUGACAUCCUCCUACGAUUCUCAGAGAGAUAAACAUUUAGAAUCAGUCACCACUGCUGCUCUAAGGAGCCAAACCCUGGGCCGUAAAUCGGCCCUUAAUUCAACUUCAAACUCGUCGACACGCUUGGCUAGCACUCUGGACCGUAAGCGUCCUCCUUCAAGUCGAAUAGCCUCCUCUGAUGUGACUAGCCUCAACCCCGCUACCAUAGAGAGCCUGGAGAAACUGGAGAGGAUUAAAAGACGAGAUCAUCAUCGACCCCUAACCCCCGAGCCUGAAAGUCCAGGGGUCACUCAGAUCAAGAUGCUGCAAUCACCAGAACGACAAUCACGAAGGAAGAGUGAAGGGAACCAUCCGAUAGGUCAUUUGAUUGGUCACCUGACCUGUACUCCCAGUACACUACCUGAAGAACCCGAGAUUGGUGCGGAAAAGGAUACUAACACGGUUGAAAGCACACAGGAAACGAAUAUUCCUCAAACUACAGAGAAACCAGAUGCCAUUAAAAAUACACCAGACAUUGUGGUGGAAAGUGCAGUUAAAGAUACUGGAGACUUGAAAACAGGCAGCAAAGAUGUCGUAAAGGUUUCUGUCACAACUGAUGAUUCGAUUAAGACUGUUCAAAGUAGUAUAGAAGUAUCGAGCAAAACUACAGAGAAAGAUGACAGUAAAGAUGACUCGCCAAACAAAACUGAAAAUGCUAUUGUACAGAGGAAAGAAAGAGUAGCUGAGGUAGGGAAGAAAGAAGGACUCUCUCGAACAAUGAGUCAACCUCCCAAAUCUACCUCGCCCUCGGACGAUCGCAAGUCAAAGUAUAAGUCCUCCACAGACAAUGUGUACACCCUCGUUUCCCGCUCACCGAUUGAGUCAGUGUGGGGGAGUUUUCGUUCCGAGAAAACAACGUCAAUCCGUACCAAGACGAGGGACGAUCACAGUUGGCGAGUCAAAACCCCAACAUCCGAUUCCCCCCGAAGUACUCAAAUAAAGUGUGAUUCUCCGAAUACAUCCCGCUCCAACACACCUACUUCCCCUCCUUUGCGUAAACCUGACGAGGUUAAACGUGAGAAUUCGUUUGGAUCACGCUCAUCCACACCAACUUCUCCCCUUGUCAAGGAUACAGACAAACCCUUAAGAGAAGGUCGAUCAAGCCCCAAAAUUACCUACACUUCUGUGAAGAUCGAGGAAAGAAUAACCAGCCCUACUCCUAAAGCACCAGUAGUCAAGGAAACUUCUGAAGAGAGUCCGAAAGCAAUAGUUCAUCAUUCUAAGAGUCCAACCCCACUUCGCAGUACAGAGGUGAAACUAAGAACACGUUUGACCACUUCCCCCGGACGAGACCAUCGCCGACCAAAGUCACGUGAUUGUGAGGCCAUGAGAGCAAAGAAAAUCGAGCAGAGGAAGACACCAGUUCUGACUCCCGAGGCAUUGGAAGCUUUGGACUCAAUGCUCAAAUGUGGCGUCACUGAUGACAGUGACGUACUGGAAACGUGUGUGGAGGAGGAAGAACCAAAAGAGACAUCCUAUUUGAAGUUUGAACCUCGCGUUGCAUCUCCUGAAAAGAGAGUCACUCUCGAUUCCAAACCAUCUGUUCUCAAUGAGCCCGCAAUGCCCAGUGCAGUGAGAAAGGUGCUGCUUGAAGAUAAAAGACAGACAAAAAGUGCGAGCACACUCAGUAACGAACGUGACUCCCUCCCCGUGUGCCCGGAGGUGGGGGAACCCCCUUCUGAUGCAUUCUCGCAGAGUAUGGACGCGAGAUUGUCUCUCUCCAGCAAAGGUCGUUUCCGACAUUCGUUUUCCGGUGGCAUUUCCACCUCUCUAUCGAUGACAGACUUGUCUCAGAUUGGUAAGAAAGAAAGCAAAGCUCGACGUGUGGGGAGAUCUAAUAGCAAGCGAUUGAUUGGACGCUCGGCAAUCGAUUCAUACGUAUCAGACAAUCGUACCAGCCCUUCGCGUCGAGGAUCUGGUUCUGGUACUCUCUCUGUUACAAGUUUGCAAAGCUCAUCAUCAAGUACUCUCCCGGCUACUAAAAUACUCAGUGGGAGAGGUAUUGACUAUAAAGAGAAAAAACCUGAAAGAAGGUUUAGAUUAUUCAAGUAAUUUUGCAUUGACUGUUUACAUGUCAGCCUUAUUUAUCCUGUUUGUAUAUUUGCAUAUGUGUGUUGUUUUACAUAAAGAUUCAGCUCUUUUGUGCAUACUCAUGGUCAUGUCAUCUGUGUAAAUGUGUGUUUAUUUUUUUAUCAAUAGUGCUGCAGUUAAAACACAUUUCAAAUUUG
Molecule: messenger RNA, 4617 nt
Organism: Halichondria panicea
Lineage: Eukaryota; Metazoa; Porifera; Demospongiae; Suberitida; Halichondriidae
Product: mucin-2-like
Exons: 9
Coding region: 101-4441 (1446 amino acids)
Biological process (GO): positive regulation of apoptotic process; protein phosphorylation; intracellular signal transduction
Cellular component (GO): nucleus
Molecular function (GO): ATP binding; protein serine/threonine kinase activity
Source: RefSeq, a predicted model, not a curated record